Molecule: messenger RNA, 1839 nt
Organism: Bradysia coprophila
Lineage: Eukaryota; Metazoa; Arthropoda; Insecta; Diptera; Sciaridae
Product: putative cytochrome P450 9f2
Molecular function (GO): oxidoreductase activity, acting on paired donors, with incorporation or reduction of molecular oxygen; iron ion binding; monooxygenase activity
Source: RefSeq, a predicted model, not a curated record
GUUCAAACACAACGGAUUUAUAAAAUUGACUUUACUGUCAGAAAAUCAAUUGAAACAUCUGCGUCUGAUGAUUUCAUUUUCUUCACGAAAUUUUGUAUCUUAUUAUAAACAAAAUGUGGAGCGCUAUCCUCACCAUCAUUGCGAUAUUUUUAUUUUCGUUGGCUUUCUACAAGUGGGCAACGAUUAACAAUGACUAUUUCGAGAAAAGGAACAUGAAAUUUACAAAACCAACGUUUCUGCUUGGUUUUACCGCUGAUUUUUUCUUUGGUCGCGGAACGUUGGCUGAAUUUGCAAAUAAAAUUUAUCGAGAAUUCCCUAACGAAGCUGCCAAUGGUGUUUUCAGUUUUCGUGCACCACAAUACUUGCUACGAGAUCCGGAGGUAAUCAAGCAAAUUGCCAUUAAAGAUUUCGAUCACUUUGGAGAUCGAUAUAAGUUUAUCGAUCCAAAAGUAGAUAAAUUAUGGGGAAACAGUUUAUUCCUGAUGGAACAUGAUAGAUGGCAUCUGAUGCGAGCCACUCUAAGUCCUGCAUUUACAGGAAGUAAAAUGCGACAAAUGUUCAAUUUGGUCGUCGAAGUAGCAGAAAGUGUCAUUCAGCAUCUACUAAAAAAAGUUGAGAAUGGAGAAAAGAUCGAUGUUGAAAUGAAAGAUUUCUUCACACGUUACACGAACGAUGUGAUUGCCACUUGUGCAUUCGGGUUAAAAGUGAAUUCCGUUGCCGAACCAGAAAACGAGUUCUAUCGCAACGGGAAAGAAUUGAUGAAUUUCUUUGGUGGAGUGAACGUGUUAAAAAGUAUGAUAAUUCUAUCGAUGCCAGCGGUUGCUCGAUUUUUUAAUCUCCGAUUUACUGGAAAAGUUGGAGAGACCUUUGGCGGAAUGAUUCUAGAUACAAUGAAAGAGCGGAAGAAGAAGAAUAUCUUUCGACCGGACAUGAUAAAUAUUAUGAUGCAGGUUCGUGAAGGAACGCUAAAACAGGAAACAGACGAAAAGGAAAAGGAAGUUGAUGGAUUUUCUGCCGUGGAAGAGUCAGAAAUAGGCAAAGUGACUGUAACUCGUACUUGGAGUGAUGACGAACUUGUAGCUCAGUGUUUCAUUUUCUUUUUAGCCGGUUUCGAAACAUCAUCAGGAAUGUUGACAUUUGCAUCUUACGAGCUUGCUGCAAAUCAAGAUAUUCAGCAGAAACUCUAUGAAGAAAUUGCAGCCAUGAAUGAACAGCUCAACGGAAAGUCAAUCCAUUAUGAUGCGCUACAGAAGCUCAAGUAUCUGGAUCAAGUGUUUUCAGAAACAAUGAGGAAAUGGCCACCCCUAUUCCAGAUUGACCGUCAAUGUACUAAAGAAUACAUUUUCGACAAUGGAAGUUUGAAAUUUGAAGUAGAGAAAGGACAGUCCGUAUUGAUACCAAUUUAUGGUAUUCAGCACGAUCCGAAAUAUUUUCCGGAGCCGGAGAAAUUCGAUCCGGAUAGGUUCAGCGAUGAAAACAAAAGUAGUAUUCACCAAGCCACUUACAUGCCAUUCGGAAUAGGUCCACGCAACUGCAUUGGUUCUCGAUUUGCACUCAUGGAACUGAAGGCAAUUCUAUACUACAUUCUUCUGAACUUUUCAAUUGAACCGAAUGAAAAAUCCGAAAUUCCAUUAAAACCACCGAAACUGUCAAUGAUAGCGUCAUUGUUGCCGAGAACCGGAGUUCAUUUUGAGCUGAGACCAAGGAAAAAAUGAGGAUUGUCCUUCUACUUAAAUUAGACAGAGAAAGCAUUGAAAAAAUCGCUUUCAAAAUAUAGAUUUUCUUCAUAAACGAAUAAACUAACAUAAAAAUAAAUUCAAAAUCUUACACAGCACACAG